Neodiprion fabricii is the source of this 2674-nucleotide messenger RNA. RefSeq names its product G2/mitotic-specific cyclin-B3 (gene CycB3). The transcript is spliced from 8 exons. The record is from RefSeq and is a predicted model, not a curated record. Gene Ontology annotation, biological process: mitotic cell cycle phase transition; regulation of cyclin-dependent protein serine/threonine kinase activity. Gene Ontology annotation, cellular component: cytoplasm; centrosome; nucleus. Bases 225 to 1703 code for a protein of 492 amino acids. Lineage: Eukaryota; Metazoa; Arthropoda; Insecta; Hymenoptera; Diprionidae. Gene Ontology annotation, molecular function: cyclin-dependent protein serine/threonine kinase regulator activity.
AACCAAUCGUAUGUCGCGAAAUCUCUAACUGUGAUAUUUUGAACCAGCGUCAACUUCAGUUGCUCUUGAGUCAAGACGAGCGGAAAGUAGUAAAGUAACGUACCAGUUGUUGACGGAUUUUUGUUAAAUGAAAAAAAUUACACGACCCAGGCACAAGGAAUUGAAUAAUAAAUAUUAAGAACUUUUUGGGGAACUCUUGACUGUCCCCUUACGUAUUACUGAAAAUGGCUCCAACCAAAGUGUUAAAUGGCCAAAACAAACAGAAUGCCACUGGCAUAGUAAUACGUAAAGGAAUCACAACUAGAAGUCACAAUUCAAUAGCUAAUACUAAGCACCUGACAGUUGCAAAAGACCCAAGGAUCAAACGCAAAGCAGAUGCCUCUCCCUUGAAAGAAAAGACAACAAAAAGAUCAGCAUUAGGAAAUAUCACCAAUGCCAUCGGCAAGUCCUUAGGCGCACAAGUCCAUGAUGUUAAAAAGAUCACAAAGAAAGCAGCGACCCAAAACAAGCCAUCCACGACUUCCCUACAGUCCCUAGGAAAGAUUUUAGCUAAGCCAGACAAUGUUGUGCCAAUCAAGCCGAAACCACCUGCACGUGUACCUGCCAAAAAAAAGGAAGAUGAUAAAGUAGAAGUCCCAGCUAAAAUAGCAAAUGCAAGGCGCAGUUUAGAUCUGGAAAAGUCUGAAGAUAGUUCGCUGUAUGUGAGUGCUUUAGAAGACGCUGACGAGAGUUUGAAAAAAUCAACACAGAGUAAUUCUAGGGUUGAUGCCAAAGAUGGUACUGCAAAAGAGCCGGAAGAGAAGGUGCAGGCUUCACCUGAUCCAAAAAUACCUACUCUUUCGAUUGCAACUCGCCUAGAUGCUCCGCCUACUAACAAAUUACCCACUGGUGUACAGUGGGAUUUUGAUGCUGAAAAUUGGACUGAUCCUUACCAAGUUUCUUAUUAUGCAAUGGACACGUUUAAUUACCUCAAAAGCCGGGAGCCAUUGUUCCUGAUUGGCGAUUAUAUGGAAAGACAAGUUUGUUUAUCUCGAUGGAUGAGAUCUUUACUUGUCGAUUGGAUGGUUGAGGUCCAAGAAUCCUUUGAAUUAAACCACGAGACUUUGUAUCUAGCUGUUAAAUUAGUAGACUUGUACCUCACUAAAGUGACGGUUGGAAAAGAAACGCUCCAACUUUUAGGUGCAGCAAGUUUAUUCAUCGCAAGCAAAUUUGACGAAAGAAUUCCGCCUAUGGUCGACGACUUUUUGUACAUCUGUGAUGGUGCAUACACACGUCGGGAACUAACUAGGAUGGAAAUUAACGUUUUGAAAAUUAUCGACUUCGACCUAGGCAUUCCACUUUCUUACAGGUUCCUCAGAAGAUACGCCAGGUGUGCCAAAGUUUCUAUGCCAACUCUAACCCUGGCUCGUUACAUCUUGGAGUAUUCGUUAAUGGAUUACGCAACAAUAAUGUACAGCGAUAGUAAAAUGGCAGCCGCUGCUCUAUUCAUUGCUUUGCAAAUGAAGGAUCUAGGUGGCUGGAAUGCAACCUUAGAAUACUAUACGGGACUCAAACUUGAGGAGAUUAAAGAAAUCGUGCUGGCGCUAAAUCAGGGAUUACACCGAAAACCUAAAGAAGCAUUAGCAACAGUUCGCAACAAAUACAGUCAUAAGAUAUUUUUCGAAGUCGCAAAAGUGCCACUGAAAGAAGUAUUAGAUAUAUAGUUAGACUUGUAAGUACCGUAUUAUUAGUAGUUAGAUACGGGGCUUGACUGGUUUUUUUUAAAUAAAAUAAACCUAACUGAAAUACCAACCUUACAAUUUUGGUUAGGAUUCCAAAAGUUUUUCAAACCUGAACAUUAAAAAUCUAACUGUACCCCGUUUAAAGCAAGAGAAAAGAAUUGAAACUGAAAAACUUUAAGUAUUACUACCUAGCUACGACCUUUUUUCUUCCAAUUUUUUUUUCGUAUAUUUUACAUUUUAACUCUAGAAAUAUUUGACGCAGAAACUUGAAACUAGUUUUUACAAUUUAUAUGCACAUUUUUAUCAAAGUAGAAGCCGAGUUUGUACCAAUGUACACUAAGUAUUACCCUUUUAUUCCCAAACUAUUUGUACAUGACUAAUUUUUCAAUGAUACUUUACAGUCUCAGAAUUUAUGAAUUAUUUUAGUUUUCUUUUUUUUUUUUUUUUUGUCCCUCUUGUUUCAAAAAUUUAUUUUAGCGCCACACGCUUUUACUCAGAACUAAUGACUCAUUUCUGACGGUUAGAAUAAUUUUUUUCACUUUAAUAUCGGUCUUAUUACGCUAUCAUAUAUAUUCCGAUUAAUUUUAUAUUUUUUUCUACAUUUAUAUUUUAAUAUAUUAGAUAAAUGAUAAUUAUUAUUAUUAAGAAUAAUAAAGGUAGCGUUAUCGUUCGCAGCGCAUCUAAAUAAUAAAGUUAGAAUUAUCGGAACAAGGUUGAAAAUGCAGAAAAUUUUCAUGUGUGGCGCAUUGUUAUGGAAUUUCGUUCCACUGGUAUGAUGGUGAGACUGACAGACUGAUGCGAUGGUAAAAAUGAUACCACCAGGGUAGAAGGUAAAUUUUGAAGAUUUUUACGGAAAUUAGCUCUAAUCCUCUUGUGCCUUGUGCUUAUUGGAUUGCUCGGGGCGUAAUGAAAUUCGACCACAAAAAAGAGUUGAAUAAACAAAAUAUAACCAA